UUGAAAAAAUAAUAUUCUUUUCAAAAUGUCUGCGACUAGAUGUACUCUGCAAAUCAUGUUUUUGAUUUUGUCCUUCAAGUGCAUCCUUUCAAAAGAUCCUGAUCUGAGGAAUAAUAUUAUGGAGAUGAUUGCUUACAAAGGGUACCCAGCGGAAGAACACUUCGUCAGGACUACAGACGGCUUCAUCCUAGGCCUUCAUCGAAUUAACAAGAUGGUAGACUGUUCACAAAGGGAAGACAAGAACUGUAAUGCCAACAAACCUGCCGUCUUGCUAUUGCAUGGUCUGUUGGAGUCGUCUACAUCUUGGGUUCUCAACCAGCCACAUCAAAGUUUAGGUUACAUACUGGCCGAUGCUGGUUACGACGUUUGGAUGGGUAACGUGAGAGGGAAUACCUACUCCAGACAGCACGUAGACUACUCACCAAGGGAUGAUAAAUUCUGGAAUUGGAGUUGGGACCAAAUGGCGGAGUAUGACUUCCCAGCAAUGGUUAACCACAUUCACAACAGAACCAAACAACCGAUAAACUUUAUCGGAUUUUCCCAAGGGAGCCUCAUAGCUUUCUCUUCUUUCUCAAGAAAUCAGGAUAUCUCAAAUAAGGUGAAAAAGUUCAUAGCACUUGGACCUGUGGCCACAGUUAAGCACGUCAGCGGUUUUUUCAAGUACCUCGCUAAGUUUUCCAUAGUUCCUGAGACAUUAUUCAAGCUCAUGGGAGUGCAAGAAUUUCUUCCCUCUAGCUUUUUCGUGGAUUUAGUGGCCAAGACAGUCUGCAGGGUGUUUCUACUGAAGCAGAUGUGCGCCAUUCCCAUCCUCAUUGGAGGUCUCAACAGAUACAACUUGAACGAAACUCGACUGCCCGUCUACAUCACCCACUCACCUGCUGGCACUUCGGUCAAGAACUUGGUCCAUUUUGCUCAGAUGUACAAAUCAGGUGAGUUUUCCUAUUACGACUACAAGAAAAAUAAUUACGAAUACUACCAACAGACCACCGUCCCGAACUACAACCUAAAAAACGUCCACGUUCCCACAUAUUUAUUCCACGGGAGCCAUGACAAGCUAUCUACUCCAGAGGACGUGAAGUUCAUCGUUGAGAACCUGCCCAACUUGAAAAACGUGACCCUCCUCCAGGGCUACCAGCAUUUGGAUUUUGUCUGGGGCAUGGACGCCCAUGUCAGAGUUUACAAAACGCUCCUUCAGAUACUACAACAAUAAAGAGUGGCUGGCAUUUUUAAUUUUUUUUUUCUAGAGAUUUUUAAAUCAAGUUUGGUUGUCAAAAUUUGUCUUUACUAGAUACUACAACAAAAUGACUGACAGUUUGAAUUUGUUUGAAGAUUUUUAAAUCAAGUUGGGCUAUCUAAAUUUGUCUUU
Molecule: messenger RNA, 1366 nt
Organism: Helobdella robusta
Lineage: Eukaryota; Metazoa; Annelida; Clitellata; Rhynchobdellida; Glossiphoniidae
Exons: 10
Coding region: 26-1210 (394 amino acids)
Molecular function (GO): hydrolase activity, acting on ester bonds
Source: RefSeq, a predicted model, not a curated record